UUGGACCUGAAGGGGGCGCCACCGCUGCCGCGCUUCUACACCCACUUGUUCCCGCUUUUGGCCGCUUUGGGCGCCAACGCGCUGCUCGUCGAGUAUGAAGACAUGGUAACCAUAGAUACGCUUAUCUCGCGUCACGUGACACUCUCUUCCCCGCAGUUCCCGUUCUCGGGCGCCGUUGCGGGCGUUCGCGCGCUCAACGCGUACUCGGAGGCGGAGGUGCGCCGUCUGGUGGCGGCGGCGGCGGAACACGGCCUGGAAGUGAUUCCUCUCGUGCAGACGUUCGGUCACUUGGAGUUCGUGCUCAAAGUGGAGGAGUUCGCUCAUUUAAGGGAAGUGCCGCCAUUACCACAAGCGCUGUGCCCGUCCAACAACGCGUCGCUCCCAUUGGUGCGCGAGAUGGCCAAUCAGGUGAUGCGUCUGCACCCGAAGGCGCGCUUCCUCCACAUCGGCUGCGACGAAGUGUUCCAACUCGGCGUCUGCGCAGAGUUGCACGCGGUGGCCGACCACGUGGUGCGCGCGCACGGCGUCAUCCCGAUCGUGUGGGACGACAUGUUGCGCCAGAUGUCUGUGGACGUGAUCCGGGAGUCGGGAUUGGCGGCGCUCGGCGUUGAGCUCAUGCUGUGGUCGUACGUCAAAGACAUCUACCGUUUCAUUCCUUCGCAACAAUUCCAACAGUUUGCGCAACUCUUUCCGCGCGUGUGGUUUGCCUCAGCCUUCAAAGGUCAGCCUUACCAGUGCUGUGACCCCUGA
Molecule: messenger RNA, 750 nt
Organism: Medioppia subpectinata
Lineage: Eukaryota; Metazoa; Arthropoda; Arachnida; Sarcoptiformes; Oppiidae
Source: the annotation of a GenBank genome assembly